UUGUUUAGUCGUCGGCUUUGCAACGGACGAAGCCUAAUCAAUUUUGUUGCAAUUUUCUUUGAUUUCAAACAACAAGAAAAUAAUAAAAUAAUAGACAGCACAGCAGGAGAAAAUAAAAAUAAACCUGCGAAUGCAAUAAUCGCCGGGACAAACAACAAAUAAACUAUAAUCAAUUAAUAUUAUCUUAAUUAAGUGUUUUGUUUCGCGUUUGCACAAAGUUGCAAAAAAGUGCUACAGCUUCAAAGUUGAAUAUUUCUGUUCCCAAGGAAAAAAGUCCACUUCAACAAUGCAGAAUGGCAGCACCCCCUCGGGGGGAUCUAAACAGGUCUCUAUUGAAAAAAUGUACCAGAAAAAAUCCCAACUGGAACACAUCCUCCUUCGUCCUGACACUUACAUUGGAUCCGUCGAACAAACCAAAGAACUUAUGUGGGUUUUUAAUACGGAAACAAAUAAAAUGGUCCAAAAGGAAUUGUCCUUUGUCCCGGGUCUCUACAAGAUCUUCGAUGAAAUCCUUGUCAACGCUGCCGACAACAAACAACGUGACAAGAGUAUGUCGUGCAUAAAAAUCGACAUCGAUCAAGAGAAAAAUACCAUAUCCAUCUGGAAUAACGGACAAGGUAUACCGGUUACAAUGCACAAGGACGAAAAAAUGUAUGUGCCAACAAUGAUCUUUGGACACUUGCUAACAUCUUCCAAUUAUAAUGAUGACGAGAAAAAGGUUACCGGUGGUCGUAAUGGUUACGGAGCCAAAUUGUGCAACAUUUUCAGUACUUCUUUUACACUCGAAACUGCGACGAAGCAAUUUAAGCGCAGCUUCAAGCAAACUUGGGGAUCCAACAUGACAAAAGCUUCGGAGCCGAAAAUCAAGGAUUUUGCUGGAACUGACUUCACGAAGGUCACCUUCUCACCAGAUCUGACCAAGUUCAAGAUGGAUAAGCUAGACGAUGAUAUUGUGGCUCUGAUGUCGCGACGUGCCUACGAUAUCGCAGCCGCCACCAAGGGAGUGUCUGUAUAUUUGAAUGGCAACAAGUUGCCAGUCAAGAACUUCAAGGAUUACAUAGACUUAUACAUCAGCAACAGCGAGGAUACCGGCGCACCAGUGAAGGUUGUUCAUGAGAGCUGCAGUGAUCGUUGGGAAGUUGCCGUCUGUGCCUCGGACAGAGGUUUUCAACAAGUCUCGUUUGUAAACUCGAUAGCUACAACUAAGGGUGGACGUCAUGUUGACCAUGUCGUCGACAAUGUCAUUAAACAGUUGAUCGAGAACAUAAAGAAGAAGAACAAGGGAGGAAUCAAUAUUAAGCCUUUCCAAGUCAGAUCUCACCUGUGGGUGUUUGUGAAUUGCUUGAUUGAGAACCCCACAUUCGAUUCCCAAACCAAGGAGAACAUGACAUUGCAACCGAAGAGUUUUGGCUCUAAAUGCACUUUGUCGGAGAAGUUCGUAAAUAAUGUUUCUAAGUCGGGUAUUGUUGAAGCGGUCCUGACAUGGGCCAAGUUCAAAGCCCAGACUGAUCUUGCCAAAACCAGUGGCAAGAAGAAUACCAAAAUCAAGGGAAUUCCAAAGUUGGAAGACGCCAACGAAGCCGGUACUAAAAAUUCCCAUCUGUGCACACUGAUUCUGACCGAGGGAGACUCAGCCAAGUCUUUAGCUGUGUCUGGUCUUGGUGUUAUUGGUCGGGACUUAUAUGGGGUGUUCCCGCUGCGAGGUAAGCUGCUGAAUGUACGCGAAGCUACCCAUAAGCAAAUUCUGGAAAACGCUGAAAUAAAUAACUUGAUCAAAAUUGUCGGCCUGCAGUACAAGAAGAAGUAUCUCGAACUCGAUGACUUGAAAUCGUUGCGCUAUGGCAAGAUCAUGAUCAUGACUGAUCAGGAUCAGGACGGUUCGCAUAUCAAAGGUCUGUUGAUCAAUUUCAUCCACACCAAUUGGCCAGAGUUGCUGCGUCUGCCCUUCCUCGAAGAAUUCAUAACCCCCAUCGUGAAGGCCACCAAAAAAGACGAGGAAUUGAGCUUCUAUUCUUUGCCAGAGUUUGAGGAGUGGAAGAACGAUACACCCAAUAAUCACACGUACAAUAUAAAAUACUACAAAGGUUUGGGAACUUCGACCUCCAAGGAGGCGAAAGAAUAUUUCCAGGACAUGGAAAAACACCGAAUCUUGUUCAAGUACGACGGAUCUAACGACGAUGACAACAUCGUUAUGGCCUUCUCCAAGAAGUGUAUCGAAAACCGUAAAGACUGGCUGCGCAAUCACAUGGACGAAUGUAAGCGAAGGAAACUUUUGGGUCUUCCGGAGAAAUACCUUUACACCAAAGGUACAAAAAGUGUAUCCUAUGCAGAGUUCAUCAACUUGGAGUUAGUUCUCUUCUCGAAUGCCGACAAUGUGCGCUCCAUUCCAUCGAUGGUCGAUGGCUUCAAACCCGGUCAGCGGAAGGUGAUGUUCACUUGCUUCAAACGUAACGACAAGCGAGAAGUUAAGGUCGCACAGUUGUCUGGUUCGGUUGCCGAAAUGUCAGCUUACCAUCACGGAGAGGUGUCUUUGCAAAUGACCAUUGUCAAUUUGGCCCAAAACUAUGUUGGCUCUAAUAAUUUGAACCUCCUAGAGCCCCGCGGUCAGUUUGGUACAAGAUUGACUGGUGGAAAGGAUUGUGCUAGUGCUCGUUACAUUUUCACUAUUAUGUCUCCCUUGGCUCGUCUGAUAUUCCAUCCCGCUGAUGACCCACUGCUCCAAUACGAAGUAGAUGAUAAUCAGAAAAUCGAACCGGUCUGGUAUAUGCCAAUCAUUCCAAUGGUUCUGGUCAAUGGAGCUGACGGUAUCGGAACAGGUUGGUCAACCAAAAUUCCCAAUUACAACCCCCGAGACUUGAUUUCGAACCUUAGACGUAUGCUUAACAAGGACGAACCCCACGUAAUGCAUCCGUUCUAUAAGAACUUCAAGGGAGUCAUUGACUAUGUUUCUGACAAUCGUUAUGUGAUUGCUGGCAACAUCCAGGUUGUUCAGAACGAUAAGGUAGAAAUCACAGAAUUGCCUGUGGGAACAUGGACUCAGACCUACAAGGAGAACGUUCUUGAACCUCUGCUUCACGGAACCGAAAAGAUCAAGGCCGUAAUUUCUGAUUACAAAGAAUACAACACUGAUACAACGGUGAAAUUCGUGAUUACGUUUGCACCGGGAGAAUUCGAUCGCCUUUACCACGAAGAUGGUGGCUUCCAUAGGGUGUUCAAGCUAACAACCAGUUUGUCCUGCAAUCAGAUGCACGCAUUUGAUCAUGUCAACUGCCUCCGAAGAUUCCCAACGGCUGUGGACAUUCUCAAGGAGUUCUUCCCUCUUCGUUUGGAUUACUAUGGAAAGCGCAAGGAAUAUCUUGUCGGCCAGCUUACUGCCCAGGCUGACCGUCUUUCCGAUCAAGCUCGUUUUAUUGUGGAAAAGUGCGACAGAACCAUUGUGGUUGAAAACAAGAAGCGUAAGGUGAUGAUUGAUGAACUCAUUAAACGUGGCUACCGACCCGAUCCGGUCAAGGAGUGGCAGGAACGUAUCAAACUGGAUCAAGAUGAGGAAGUUGAUGAAGAUGACGGCGAGGCAGAGGAAGCCGAAACGUCUGCGGUGAAGAAGGAGAAAAAGCCAGUCGAUCCAGAGAAGGCAUUCCAGAAGUUGACCGAUGUCAAGAAAUUUGAUUACCUAUUGGGUAUGUCAAUGUGGAUGUUGACGGAAGAGCGCAAGAACGAACUGCUUAAGCAACGUGAUCAGAAACUCGCUGAAUUGGCAGCCCUUAGGGCUAAAACCAUUGAAAUGUUGUGGCUUGACGAUCUCGAUGAUUUGGAAAAGAAAAUGGACGAGGUCGAAGAAAAAGAGCGUCUUGAGGAACUAGGUAUAAAUAAGAAGACUGCCAAGGCCAUGGCAAGUAAGGCAAAGGCAAAUGUAGCCUUGAAGAAGCGUGGAGCUGCCAAGGCCGGCAAAGAUGAUGUCUUCCCCGAUCCGAGGGGCGUUGAAGUUAAAUUCAAGUUGACAGCUGAAAUUUUGAAAAAAUACGAAAUGGCAUCCAAAAACGCAGGCCCCAAAAAGGUCAAAAAGGAGAAGGGCGUGACAGGUGAUAACUCGGUGACAGAGACCGGCGGCGAGGAAGUGGAUGAGUUUGAUGCUUUGAUUGAGGGUGGUGUUAAAGUUGAAGGGGCUAAAGUUAAGAAGGAACGCGUCAAAAAAGAACCUGGUGCAGCAAAGGAACCUAAAAAAGCCGGUGCUCCGAAGAAAAAGACCGAUGGCUUGAAGCAGUCAACUUUGAACUUUGACAAGCCGAAAAGAGGUCGUAAGAAGAAAAUAACUUCUGAUGAUGAAGAAGACCUAGGUGAAGUCACUGACUGCAGUGAUAUUGAAGUGAAAAAGAAAGUCUCAGUUGCACCCAGAGGCGAUAGGCCAGGUCGACGAGCAGCAGCACAGAAAGUAAACUACUCGGGAAUUCUUGAUUCUGAUCAAGAGGAAGAUGACGAUGAAGAACUUGUUCUUCAUGACAACAAAGCAGUCGCAGAAGUUAGUCAUAGAAUGGAGUUAUUGUCGGAAGAUGACAAGAGUAUGAAUUCCGCGUCUGAUGGUGAAUCGCCAAUUCAAGCUGUCAAAAGGUCGAGGAAGAAGAAUUCAAGUGACAGCGAAGAGGAAUCAAAAUCUAUAAGUCAUAAAAAGAAAAAGACGAUUGUGAUCGCCGAUUCCAACAGCGAUUCGGACUUUGAAUAAAAAUAAUAAUACAAAAACAAAAACUUGAAAUAAUAAUUAGUAUUUAUUUCGAUUAAUAUUAUUAACAAAUGUAUUUUUGGCAAUUAUUUAUUGCCAUUUUUAUCAAUCAUCUUCACUCCAUUCAAAAAUAUUGGAAUUUUACAUUAUUAUCGGCUAGAAAAAAAUAUAUAUUAAUCGAGAAUGUAAAAUGAUUAAAGUUAAGAAAACAAAAAACAAACUUUUUAUUCACAGAAAUGAUUAAAUUAUAAACAAUUAGAAAACAACACUUGCAUUCAUCGUAGAUUCAAAACAAACAAAAUCAUCUCCGAGUAAUAUGUGUUUUAACAAUGAGUAUUUAUUUAUGAUGUUGUUUUCUUUUCUUUAGUGUCUUUAGUUUUUUUUUUCUUAUUUUAAAUUAUGUAGAAAAAUUUGGGAGUUCUAAUUUUGUGUUUUAGUUUUUCUUUUAAGUUUCAUAAAUUUCAAUUUUUUUUUAAUUUAUGUUGCAAUUUUAUUUGCCUUGAUUUUGAAACUAAAAGAACAAUGUCUGUAUUUUUUUUACCGUAAUAAUGAAACUUAUUUCGAAUAUUUUUAAUAUGCAAAUAAAUAUAUAUUAUAUAAUGGAUGGCAAUUGUCUGAUCUCUACAAAUAUUGUAGUGAAGAUCAAACUAAAGAAAUUUAUAAUAUAAUAUCAAGAAUAAUAAUUAUUGCCAGGAGAAUUUAUAUACAUUUGUACUGUUUGCUCUGAUAUUCUUUGUACAUAUUUUAUAGAUAUUAAACACAAAAAUACACUUACAUUGUCGUAGUAAAAUAAAUAAAACAAAAAAUAAAAUAAAUAAAAC
Eupeodes corollae is the source of this 5535-nucleotide messenger RNA. It is a transcript of the gene Top2, whose product is annotated as DNA topoisomerase 2. Gene Ontology annotation, biological process: DNA topological change; resolution of meiotic recombination intermediates; sister chromatid segregation. Gene Ontology annotation, molecular function: DNA binding; DNA topoisomerase type II (double strand cut, ATP-hydrolyzing) activity; ATP binding. The transcript has 5 exons. Gene Ontology annotation, cellular component: nucleus. NCBI's taxonomy places the organism in Eukaryota, Metazoa, Arthropoda, Insecta, Diptera, Syrphidae. Bases 287 to 4717 code for a protein of 1476 amino acids. The record is from RefSeq and is a predicted model, not a curated record.